AUGGAAUCUUCUUCUUUCGUCCUUCCUGUUCAUAAUGCUUCCACAAUACAACAUGUCUCAGCCGACGAAGAAGGUGAAGAAGAUCAUUUCGAGCCACCGAGCGAAGAGGACGUCUUGGUAUAUCAAGCGUGCAUUGCUGACACCGAUGGAUUUGGUGGUUCUGUCACUGACGACUUUAAUACCAAUACAAUAGUAUCAAGAGAUUACCUAUGCUGGUGGUCAGGCCAGUCCCGCACAAAUGGUACGCGAUCUGGAUCUGGCCAUGACAUUGCGGAACAUGGACAAGACGAUUCGAAUGAUAAUCGACAGAAAUUGCAAGGGAGAACUGCCGUGGGACUAUCGGCCAAUCCUGAUGAUGCAAUAUUACAAUUGGAUUGCCAAGAGGAGUCCUUAUCAAAUACGGAUCGAUGCAUGGUGGUCGACGCGGGGUUUUCCGUGUUCUAUUCUGGGGAAUUGCUGGACAAUGACGAGGAUGGUUUGGAAGACAUUUUUCGAAACGAGCUUCAGACGGCCGUAGAGUCGGGAGCACUGAACAGUGCCAACGACCAAAUUGUGAGUAUUCGAAUUACCGAUCCGGCAACCUAUCGACCUUUUCGAGGGGGAGAUGCUGUACAUCCACCCGUUCCUCCAAGUGAAUUGGAUUUGGUACCACGAGACGAUGCAACGUGCCCAUUGUAG
This is a messenger RNA of Cylindrotheca closterium, 678 nucleotides long. The record is from the annotation of a GenBank genome assembly. Lineage: Eukaryota; Bacillariophyta; Bacillariophyceae; Bacillariales; Bacillariaceae.